AUAAAACAAGGCACAACCUGGGCAGAAGUCACACUGACAACCUGAAGCAGCCACUCAUCUGUCCGGGACACUGAAGGAAGGAGCUGGUAAUCAGUCACUGUGCGUUUUGCUGUCUAUUGGUCUGUGUUACACUUAUUCAGUGCUGUCUCUGGUAUUCAGUUCACUCACCUUCCAAUGUUAUUUCUGGCAGAGUGUGAGCGGUGAGAUCGUGUGAUCGGAGCCACAGACACAACUCUCGUGAGAGGUACCCACGGUGAUCACACACUGACUGUACUUGAAACACACCAGGACAACAAGAGGAUUGUCAGUCAGAGCCAAAGAAGUGACCAGCCCUGUGAUCCCAGGAUAGGAACUCCAGCACUCCAACACAUCACAACUUGGUAGUCUGAGCUCUGUGAAAUAUCCCGGGACAGAAGACCGGGCAACUCGAAAAAUCCUGGGCCAGUGUCCAGGCACCGUGCUAUAUUGUGGAAUAGGAGCCCAGACCUCAAGGUAGAUACUGGGACAGAAACGUACAACUGGUGAAGAUUCAGCAAACUGCAAUAUACAAGACAGGAACCCUGACAUCCUGGGAAUUCCAGGACAAGAACCACCUCUCUGGGAAAGAGCAUACAGAUCCCAGGAAGUACAUUCACCCAGUCAGUGGGAAUGGCGAGUGUUUCAUCAACUGUAAAUAGCUGGUCUGAAAACCUGAAUACUCCACAACUUGUGAGGGAUUUAGGUUUACAGGAUCAUUAUCCUCACAAACUGUCACUGGUGUCAAUGCGGGAGGUAUCCUGGGGUAAACUGGACGACAACAAACCAACUCGACCAGAAGAUCUUCCAUGGCGAUUUCUCCAAAUGAUCCUCUCAGCUAAUUCACUGGCGAGGAAUCCUGAAUGGGCCCCUGCUCAGUCUUCAAAAGACAACAAAGAUGGCGUAGAAGAUUUCAUCCAUUUCUUUCAAGCACAAAGGCCAGGGGAUUCUGGGAUUAACCCUCUGGAUAUCAUUGCUGCCAUUUUCCUCUGUGCCGACCACUCUCUCCAGCAGGAACUGAUGCUGCAGAUGUCUCUGUGCCAACUUGCAUUACCCUUUCUGCUGCCGGAAGGGCACAGUUACCCCAGGGACAAGGUGAGGGGACCCAUGGAAGGGCCUGGUGCCACCCUUCUCCUCUGGGCCAUGAGGCCCAUUGUUAAAAUGUGGUGCCCACAAUCUCCCACAGGGAGCAGCCACGAUAUGGUGAUGCCUAUCAUGACAGCAACCGUGCCAACUGUCUCCUUCCUCAGACUCGGAAGGUGCACGGUGUCCAAAUCCAAACUCCUCAAUCUCACCUUGAGCCAGACCCAGCGGCAGCAGAACAUCUUCCUGCACUCCGGGAUGGAAUGUGGGAAUGUGCCCCGUAAGAUAUCGGAUGGGAUGGCUGAGAUCAGCUGGUAUCUACCUUCUGGGAAGAGCAACACGGACAUUUUCCCGGAGGCUGCUGCAUUCAUCAACCUCCGAGGUGACGCUGAAACUUACCAGGGACACACUCGGUUUCUGGCAAAAGUCUCUGCUGCUCUCUUUAUUUUCAUUGACGUUAUCGGUGAGAAGGAAAGAGAAUUCCUCACCUCUCUCGCACAGUCACCGGCAAAACUCUUUCUGAUAGUGAACACUCACAUCAGUGAGCAGCACAUCACCCCUGAGCAGGUAAAGAAACUGUUCAAAGAUCUGAAGAUACAACCUCAACAAUGCAUUGUUCGGACAAAUGUAAACAAAGCCGAACUUGUGGAAGGACUUCAUUCUCAGAUAAAACAAGUGAUUCUAAUGAGUGACAGGAAAGAGAGCUUCCCG
Molecule: messenger RNA, 1809 nt
Organism: Amblyraja radiata (thorny skate)
Lineage: Eukaryota; Metazoa; Chordata; Chondrichthyes; Rajiformes; Rajidae
Product: up-regulator of cell proliferation-like
Exons: 2
Source: RefSeq, a predicted model, not a curated record